Cajanus cajan (pigeon pea) is the source of this 855-nucleotide messenger RNA. NCBI's taxonomy places the organism in Eukaryota, Viridiplantae, Streptophyta, Magnoliopsida, Fabales, Fabaceae. The record is from RefSeq and is a predicted model, not a curated record.
ACGCUUAUUACAUCACACAUUGUGAAAUUAAGGUGCAAGAGGGAGAGGUAUAUAUAGUAGCAUCCCUCGUUCAGUUUCAAUUGCAAGAGAAAUACGAAAAAAGAAGAAAAAGAAAACCCUAUUGGAGGGCAUAGACACAACACAACACAACACAAUGGAUUGGGUCUCAGACACUGUCAAAUCAAUUCAACUCAGACAAACACUCACCCAGUUCGUCACUCUCGGCAUGGUUUUAUCAUCGGCACUGAUAAUGUGGAAAGGGUUAAUGUGUGUUACCGGAAGUGAAUCACCCGUGGUCGUUGUUAUCUCCGGAAGCAUGGAACCUGGUUUCAGACGAGGUGACAUUCUGUUUUUGCACAUGAGCAAGGAUCCCAUUCGUGCAGGAGAGAUUGUGGUUUUCAAUAUAGAUGGAAAAGAUAUUCCAAUCGUUCACCGUGUAAUUGAGGUUCAUGAACGUCAUGAUAUUGAAGAAACAUACAUCCUCACUAAAGGAGACAAUAAUGACGUCGAUGACAGGGUUAUGUAUAAUCGUGGUCAGCGUUGGUUGCAGCAACACCAUAUUAUGGGAAGAGCUGUUGGGAUCUUGCCUUAUGUAGGUUGGGCUACAAUAAUAAUGACUGAAAAGCCUAUUGUCAAGUAUAUAGUAAUUGGGGCAUUGGGACUGCUGGUUUUAACAAUAAAGGAAUAGGGAUGCCAUUCUUGAUACAUGACUUACACAAGUUUAGCUUUCUUAAGGAGGAAGAGUGUAAGAAAGGAUCAUAUACGAUGUAAAAGAAUCUCAGAUUUUAUCUUUUUUACUUUAUAUACAAAUUUUAAAGGAGGUUCGGUCCUGAAAGUUUCUAUGUCCGUGGCAAA